AAAAACUUGGUGAUUAAGAAAGUAAAAGAAGAUCUAACAACGACACGCGUAAGAGACACGCAUCAUCAACUCAACUAGGCCCCAGUACGGAUACCCCAAAGGAUUAUAAGGCCAAAUGUUUCUAUUAUAAACAAUAAUAAGGCAACCGAAACCGAAUGAAUUUGAUCCUGCCAUUUGCAAUUACAAUCUUCUUCCUCGUCUUCCUUCUCUCACACCUCUCCCAACCCUCAAUGGCAACUCUGGGCGGAUUACGCGAAUCCCAAUCAUGUCAGAACAGCAAUGACCUCGAAGAUCUCGGUCGCUUUGCUGUCGAAGAACACAACAAGAAAGAGAAUGCGAUGAUCGAGUUCGCAAGGGUGGUGAAAGCGGAAGAGCAGGUGGUGGCUGGUACGUUGCACCAUCUGACUCUGGAGGCGAUUGAGGCUGGUCAGAAGAAGAUUUACAAAGCCAAGGUUUGGGUCAAGCCAUGGCUUAACUUCAAGGAACUCCAGGAGUUUACUCAUGCUGGUGAUGCUACUCCCUCCUUCACUUCUUCCGAUCUAGGUGUUAAGAAAGAUGGGCAUGGCGCAGGGUGGCAAGCCGUACCAGUGCAUGAUCCAGCUGUUCAGGAUGCUGCAAACCAUGCUAUCACCACUCUUCAAAAGAGAUCCAACUCCUUGUUUCCUUAUGAACUUCAGGAGGUUGUUCAUGCCAAGGCUGAGGUGAUUGAUGAUUUUGCUAAAUUUGACCUGCUCCUUAAAGUCAAGAGAGGAAGCAAAGAAGAGAAGUACAAGGCUGUGGUGCAUAAGAACAAUGAAGGUAAUUUUCAUCUUAACCAGAUGGAAGCGGACUCCUCUUGAUUCCAAGACUACUGUUUUAGCAUGGACAUCUUGUGCAGCACCCCUAAUCAAACAUGGCCUUUUUUGCCGUUCUACUUAAAUUUACAUGGUGGUGAAGUCUAUUAAUUACGAUGUGGUUAUGGCUUUUCUAAACCUGUAUAAAAUAAUGCUAAAGCGAUGUAACAUGCUAACAACUGUGUGGGCAUAUGAUCCUACUGUUACCUUUGAGUAUAAUACUUAUGUAUGGGUGCAUAAUGUUUGUUGUA
Messenger RNA from Humulus lupulus (European hop), 1084 nucleotides. Its product is annotated as cysteine proteinase inhibitor 12. Gene Ontology annotation, molecular function: cysteine-type endopeptidase inhibitor activity. Bases 156 to 839 code for a protein of 227 amino acids. NCBI's taxonomy places the organism in Eukaryota, Viridiplantae, Streptophyta, Magnoliopsida, Rosales, Cannabaceae. The transcript is spliced from 4 exons. The record is from RefSeq and is a predicted model, not a curated record.